Molecule: messenger RNA, 444 nt
Organism: Haemonchus placei
Lineage: Eukaryota; Metazoa; Nematoda; Chromadorea; Rhabditida; Trichostrongylidae
Source: the annotation of a GenBank genome assembly
AUGGCAUGUGCAUGCGACCUACCCGCUCAACGACUGACGACUUCCCAGUCCGACUCGUCACUCUUCAUUGUGCCACCUCUCGAUGAAGCUAUCUCUUUUCCCUCUUCUGGUUGGCCGAGACAUUUGCGUAGGGCUUGGAUCUGCUUUUUGAGGAAUUCGCAUUCCUUCAACUCUUUUCUGAGACGAUUAGCGGAAGCUAUGACACCAUUUGCUUUGUCUAGUUCACUUUCCAAGUGAGCGACUUUGUCCUUAUAGAAAGAUUCCCGCUCGUUGACACCCAUCUCAAUCUGCGAUAGGAGCAAUGACAAAGUUUGGAAUGAGCUUCUGUAGUUUUCCAGUUCCUCCCGCAUCUCUUCAUUCGUAUUACUUGCUCCAUUGACCUCACGACUUUUCUUUUCCUUGUUGAGAGCGGUUCUCAAUGACUUUGCUAAUCUCUUGACAUAG